Dermatophagoides farinae (American house dust mite) is the source of this 1577-nucleotide messenger RNA. Lineage: Eukaryota; Metazoa; Arthropoda; Arachnida; Sarcoptiformes; Pyroglyphidae. The record is from RefSeq and is a predicted model, not a curated record.
UAAUAAUGAAAAUGGUAUCGAUUCGAAUAAUAAUAAUAAUAAUAAUUCAUCGAAAUUAUUCCAUCCAACAAAACAAAGGCCAAAAAUACCAUCAAAUUCUCGACGGCCACCUUCACUUUAUUUUGGUAAAGAUUUCGAUCCAAAUAUGAUUGAUGAAGAAAAUACUGGUGCUCAUUCAUCAUCAUCAUCAUCAAUGACAAAUGAUACGCAACCACAAUCGCCUUCAAUCGCAGCAGCAGCAGCUGCAAACGUUUCCUCUACAGAAUCCUCAUUAAAUGGUGAUAUCGAUAUUCGACAACCAAUAUCACCAUCGGAAGGUGGCAGUACUGGCGCUAGCAAUAGAGAAAUCGGUGGCGGAUCUUCAUCACAAAAAUUAUUACCAUGGAUGUUAGAAUUACGUGAAGCACAAGAAGCUAAACGUCAACGUAAUAUAAAUAAAUUCGAUAAUACAGAUUCAUCAUCUUCAACAACAGCAACAAUAACAACAACAACAACAACAACAACAACAGCAACAACGUCGACAGUAGCAUCAUCAGCCACCCCCAUUUCCAAUACAACCAUGACAAACAAUAGUCCAUUGCAAAAUUUAUUAAAUAAAACGGCCUUAUCUUCAUCAUCAUGUACAUCUACUCCAUCAUUAUCAUCAUCAUCUAUAAAUACGACGGCAUCAACGUCUACACCGACAACAAUAACAACAACAAAACCAUUUGUAUCGAAACAAAAUAAACCAAGUUUAUUGAAUCCUACUAAUACAAAUCUUAAUGAUUCCACAACAACAAAUACAACUACGACCACACCUACAACAUCAUCAUUAUUAUUUCCAUCGUUACGUUCAUCGGCUAAUAAUAUUAAAAAUAACUUGAACAAUUCAAUUAUAACAUCAACAACAACAACAACGUCUACGGCAACAACAACAACAACAACAACAAAUGAUCAUCAAAAGCUAUCUAAUGGUACAGCUUCAAGUCCAAAUUCAAUCAUAUCAACAACGAUUAUUAGCAAUGGAUCAUCAUCUUCAUUAAAAAAUGAACAACAACAACAACAACAAAAUGAACAAUUGCGACAAGAAAUACAAGAGCUUCGUACAAAAAUAUCUGCAAUGGAUGGUCGUAUCGAUUCAUUUAUAAAACAACAACAACAAUCAAUGGAUAAAAUGCAAACAACUAUCAAAGAUUUAAUGGAAAGUGAACGGAAAUCGAAAACAGUCAUGAAAGAUUUGAUUAACGAUUGGGCCGAACAGAAGAAAAAUAUUACAAUCAUCAUGAUUGAAUUAGAACGAUUGAAAAAAUUGAAUACAACUGUAUAAGACAAAAUCAACAAAUAACUUAUCCACAAUUGGUAUGGUCAAUGCAAAAUGGAAAAUUGAUUGAGAGGACUAGCGAUUAUUGAUGAAGAUCAAAAGCAAAAAAAAAAUGUAUUGACCUGAAUAUAUCAUUUUGUUUUUCUUACAAUAUUCCAUCAUAUGAAAAUAUAUAAUCAAUUUCGCGAAACAAUUCAAUUACAAACAUCGUAUUCAGAUCAUCACUGGUCACACUGGACAAGUCGCAUUCCAAUUUUUCUUAUUGGCGCUUUUAUUU